CCCAUUGCGCACACACAGCCGGUGGAAUUUGUGUGUGGGCUCUGCUUGCAGAAAUGCAGAGUUAACAUAGUCGGGCACCCACUAACACUCGCGUGCCUGCAAAGCCGUCCCUGCCAGAGUCCGGCUACUGAAGCUCUGGUUUAGCCAAGGCUUUGGGAAGGCCACCUAAGCAAAGGGUGCGAUUCUCCUAGGACAGGGACUUAACAAGGGAGCAGCACUCCAGGAUACCGACCAAACCUCAGACUUUCCGAGCAGGGUGCCCAUCGCGCCCAGAUUCGCCCCCCUCUAUCUGGUUCAGCAAACCCGAUGCUGACAACUUCAACAGGCAAGAAUGCCACUAAGACGCUUCUAAAAGUGCGGAACCUACUAGAAGCGGAGAGCUGUCACUCUGAAGGUCUUCCCCGUUGGUCUCCAGCUCCACCACAGACCAUCUGAACGUUUCUGAGUCAUCCAUCUCCAUUCUUCACCAGUUAACAAGAUGAAAUAUUUCUACAAGACGCUUCCAGUCCUCUGUGUCUUCAUUGAAGGGCUCCUGGCAGGCCCAUGGAGUGCGUGGAUGCCUGAGCACAUCAGAGCCUUUGAGGGCACCUGUGUCGUCAUUCCAUGCCGCUUCAGCUACCCAGACGAGCUACGCCCUUCUGCGGUCCAUGGCAUCUGGUACUUCAACAGCCCCUACCCCAAGAACUAUCCCCCGGUGGUCUACAAGUCUCGCACAAACAUUGUCCAUGAGAGCUACAUCGGGCGAAGCCGGCUGCUGGGGGAGUUGAACUUACGCAAUUGCACCUUGCAGAUCUCUCGCCUCAGCCCUGAACUCGCAGGCAAAUAUUACUUUCGAGGGGACCUUGGUGGCUACAAUCAAUACACCUAUCCAGAACACAGUAAUCUUGAGAUCAUCAACAAACCCACCAUUGAGAGCCCUCCGGAAAUAGUGGAAGGAACCGAGGCAGAGUUGCGGUGUGUCGUGCCUGACAAUUGCCCCAACAUGAAGCCCAUUGUCACAUGGAUGAACCACGGGGCUUUGGCGGAGCAUUCCGUCUAUGCUCAAGUGGAGGAAGAGAGCAGCACCUGGUCCCUCGUCUCCCUGCUCAAGUUCCUGCCGUCCCGUGAGAACCACGGGCGCGAGGUGGGCUGCAAAGUCUCCUAUGCCAACACCACUUUUGAGUUUGACAGCGUCUCUACCCUGGAUGUAAAAUUCCCACCCCGUAUCGUGCAGGUGAACUCCUCGGUUGAGGUCAUCCAUGGUUCACAGGUUGUCCUGAUUUGCUAUGUGGACAGUAGCCCUAUGGCCCUGAUUUCAUGGCUCCGAGAAGAUGAGGUUCUCCACGAGGAUUUGGCAAAUAACCUCACCCUGUAUCUAGACAAUGUCACCCAUCUAGAAGACAGCAUCUACACCUGUGUGGCUGAGAACAUCUACGGGAGAGACAACCAUUCUCUGGCUUUGUCCGUGUUGUAUGCUCCUUGGAAACCCGUCGUGAACACAUCUGUGGUGGCCAUCGAGGGAGAGCCGGUGACCAUCCUUUGCAGCUCGCAGAGCAACCCGGAGCCCACGAUCACUAUCUUCAAGGAUAAGAAGGCCGUAGCCAUGGGGGUCUACCAGAACCAGGUGGCAUUGGAGUUUGACUCUGUGACUCAUGAGGAUGAUGGGGAAUAUUGGUGCACAGCGGAGAAUCAGUUUGGCCAAAGCAGCACAGCCUUCAAUCUCACCAUUGAAUUUGCCCCUCUUAUCCUUGCUGAUUCCAAAUGCACUGCUGCUCGGGACACCGUGAAAUGCAUCUGCGCAGCCAAAUCCAACCCAGAGGCUGUGAUCACGUUUGAGCUGCCCACCCGCAACGUGACCGUUAACGAGACUGAUCGGGAAUUUGUGUACUCGCAGAAAACGGGAUACAUUGUCACCAGCAUCCUGACGGUUCAGAGGGAGGUGGACUCCCAGCUCUUCAUUGUCUGCUCAGCCAAGAACCUCUACGGCACGAAGAAUCAGCAACUGCAGUUCCACCAUUCCAACAGUCUGAUGUGGGCAAAGGUGGGCCCUGUCGGAGCAGUGGUAGCUUUUGCUGUCCUCAUAGCUGUGGUGUGUUACGUCAGCCAGACCAGGAAAAAGAAAAACAUGAAUGAAAGCUCCAGCUUCAUGCAAACAGAAAACCCUCCCGUUGUCUUCAGUGGAGACUACAAGGGUCCGGGCAACCUGGAGAAAUCAGAGUAUGGUCGUGGUGACAAGCGACUCUUGACCAAGCGCGAGGACCUGGGCAUUGACUACGCCAACAUAGACUUCACCAAACUGUCCACCAAGGACAGCUACACCCUGACGGAGGAGCUGGCUGAAUACGCUGAGAUUCGAGUCAAGUGAGGCCUUUCCCCACACACAACUAUGGCAGCUUCCACGGACCUCCACCCUUUGGAAACAUUCUACUCUAUUGAACCCCUUAGCCCUGCCAGUGGGCCGGUUGCCCUGCUCAGCCCAUCUGAGAGGACCCACCCCUACCCUAUGCUUUUGUUGUCCUGAUGCUCACACUUUGCAAUUCUACUUUAAAUCCCACUCCCCCCUGGAUGCCAUACCGAGGAUCACUCUAAGGCAGAAUAGAUUGUUCUGCAUUAGUUCCAAACCAUUAUUUCCUCUGCUGGAUCAGGAUGGUUACAGCAUUUUUAAAAGGUUGGUUUGUUCCACUUUUACAAUGGUGGAUGGAUGUUCUGCAGGAUGUUGAGUGCCAUCUGUGUUUGUAAUGCUGUAAAGCCCUGGGAAACCCUUCUAGAUGAUCAUCAUGAUAAUGAAAUUACAGAAUCUCAAGGAAACGGAGUGAUCUUAGGUAUGCCUUCUGUAGAAUCCCACAACGGGGUGGCUUUUCUCUGUGUGCAUGUGAAUGGAUCAGAUCCUGUCCCCCAAGAACCCAGAAAACUUCCUUUUCUGGAUACAGCUCCCAGAAUCCUCCAGCCGACAUCACCCAGUAUUGGCACAACAGAGGACAAUUAACACAAGUGGUAGAUCUGGCCCCUUGGGGUCAAAAUGGCUGUUCCACAUUCUAGAUACAGCUUUUAGCAGACACUAAAUUCUGAGAAUGAAACACUUGCUUGGUAGCUCCAGUAGACCAAUGUCUCUAUUUAAGGGUGGGGAGAAGGAAACUGGGUAGAUGUGGCAUGUCAUUUAUUUACAUACAAACCAGAACAGUUCCUUACCACCCUAAUCCUCCAAAACAUCUAGGGAGUCUUUGUGAGUCUAAAAAUACCAAAUUAAAUGGAGAAAAGUGAGCUGCGGGGGGCAGCUUCAUUGUCUUUCUUUUUUCUACAGCCUCAAGCUCUGUGAGCACUGAUGCUUAAACCAGUUUUGAUCAUUCUCAUGUCUGUAAAAGAGAUGGCCACCUUACAUUGCCUAGAAGGUAGGGUCCAUUUCCAUACUGGACCAAGAGCGUUCACAAGUGACAUAUUUAUGAGGUCACAAAUGUCACUUGUGAAAGCACAUGGAGCUGCACCAAAAUGAUCCAGAACUCAAUGCAGCGCUACAGCACUUGCCCAAUUCAACCAUCCGUUCGGUCUUGCAUCACUUUUUGAAGCAUGACCUCUGCCAGUGGCAUGCUUUUCAGAAGGUAAAUGGGUUGGUAUAAAGAGCCUUCUUUUUACUUGGCUUACUCAACCCUAUGAAAACAGCAACCUGACCAGGGGCAUAUUAACAUCAACCAUCUCCCUGUUACCUUUGAAUGCAGUGGCAAAGGUGAAAUCACCCAGAGGAACCGUCAAGCCAAUCAACAAUGCUAGCUGAUGGUCACAAUCUUCUGGAGCCAGGUGUGACGAUGUUAAAGUCCUCGCCUUUGCUUAGCAAAUGUAAUCGAAUCUUUAGUUUGAAAAACCAAUAGAAAGUUAGAGGGGAAAAUACAACACCAUAACAAGAAGGUCAAGAAGUCAUGCUCAAUCUAGUGAGUUCUCCAGAACUCUGAACCCCAUGUGAAGACCUUCUAGAGAACAUUAAAAAUGUUUAUGAUGCUAUGCCAUUUUAGUUGGUCCUAAAAGAAAGGUAUUAGCAUACUGUGGCAGAGUCAGUGUGAACUAAUUUCCAGUGGUCAGGUGACGUACAAAGAUCACAAGCCAGCCCAAACCCGUCCAGCAUCCAAUUUGGACCUUUUUAGUCCAGCAGCAGGGGUAACUGUUUUUGGAGCUGGGGUUCAGCAAUUCCUGUAUACACAGAAGGGUCACUUUAGCGGAGACUGCUCCCCAUGAAGCAACCCUUUCUAGCAGGAUCAGACAUAAUCCUCUAUCACCCUCCGAUCGCACCCAGAGCCUUCCAUAAACCAGAUUAAAAAGAAUCCAGCAAAUAUUAUUCCAUCAUCACCUCAUCCCAAUUUUUCACAGCAAGCUCACAGUUUGUAACCUGGUCUCACAGAUAGGCGAGGUGGCUGGGCAAUUAUUUUUGAAGGCUUCUGGUUGACGAUGGUGGUGCUUCAGAGCCUAAUUUGCUGGCAGUAUAUCAUCCUAUGUGCAAGCAAGAGCACCUCUACGCUCAGAGAAAUCUUUGUUUCCAUUAAAGAUGGUUUAUGUAUUUAUUUAAAAUAUUUUUAACCCACCUUUCUCUUUAAAAAGGACCCAAGAGCUUACAACAAUGAAAAGACCAUAUUUAAGUUAGGAAUAAUGAGUCUACAAUACUAAAAGGAUCAAUGAAUACAAUGCCAAAAAAAAGCAUAA
This is a messenger RNA of Pogona vitticeps (central bearded dragon), 4665 nucleotides long. Lineage: Eukaryota; Metazoa; Chordata; Lepidosauria; Squamata; Agamidae. The record is from RefSeq and is a predicted model, not a curated record.